AUGGGCGCCCCAAAUCGAGUACAAACCCCGAGCGUGCAGUCGUCAUGGAGUGCUGCCUCCGACCGCCAGCUGGGAUACGGCAGCCAGACUGGUCAGUCUGACCGCGUGUUUCCCAUCCGCUCCGUCAUCAGUGUCGAACCUCCCACCAGAUCCUCUACAGACCAAGAAUACUUCCCACGCAUGUCGGCGGAUAGCAGCGAUCUAUCGGGGUUCAGCAGACCAUCUCAGUCACGGCGUGAUCACGAGGCCCAGGCAGGCCGUCACGGGGGCCCCAAGAGCGACUCUGUGCUCUCUCCGUUGGCAGUCACGUCUCCACCAGUCACGGCCCCGUCAGGGACGAGGCGGAGGAAGAGCACUACGACAGGAGCCAGGUCAAGCGUUCAGGCUGAUGCUGAGCGCCAGGGCUCCCAGCCUUUAUCUAUUUUCGCCAACGACGCCACGUCGGAUGACGAGGACAAGGAAUCGGACGGUACUGGAGAACCUCGCUCCGAACACUUCAGUUCAUCGGGACGGGAAUCAGCCGGUAUCUCAGAAAGUGUACUGGAUGGGCUCACCACGACACGUUUUAAGCACGUCAUGACCGACGACGGCCACCUGGUUAUUACUGGAACGGAUGGUACCCUACAGCGAUGCGAAGACGAGCCGAUCCAUACGCCGGGCGCUGUGCAGAGUUUUGGCCUGUUGCUGGCUAUCCGCGAGGAACCGGACGGCCGCUUCACAGUGCGGUAUGCAAGUGAAAACUCGAAGCGUAUAAUAGGAUACUCACCCAUGGAAUUGUUCCGAUUGAGCAAUUUCACGGAUGUCCUGACCGAAGAACAAGCGGAUAAUCUUCUGGACCACAUCGACUUCAUACGAGACGAGGACGCUGAUCCUGCGAUUAAUGGGCCCGAAGUGUUCAGCAUGUCUAUACGGCCACCGAAGAAGAGAACUGUCAAGCUUUGGUGUGCCAUUCACGUGCACCCAGCACACCCAGAUCUGGUUAUUUGCGAAUUUGAGCUCGAUGAUGAUCAUGAGUUUCCCUUACGACCUGAUGACGAACGUACGCCAGAUGUCCCAGAGGACACCCUCCGUGGCAAUCCGACGAUGGAAGAGCUGGCCGACAGCACGGAGAUCUCGAGUAAACCGCUUAGGGUACUCAGAAGUGCUCGCAAGCGCCGGGGGGAGGCUGGUGCCAUGCAGGUCUUCGACAUCAUGUCCCAGGUCCAGGAUCAACUGGCUUCUGCGCCGAACCUCGAUCGUUUCCUGAAGAUCCUCGUUGGAAUUGUGAAAGAGCUGACAGGGUUUCACCGUGUCAUGAUAUAUCAGUUCGACGCAUCUUUCAAUGGCAAGGUCGUAACGGAGCUCGUAGACCCGACGCAUACGCGGGAUCUCUACAAAGGUCUUCAUUUCCCUGCCUCGGACAUACCUAAACAGGCCAGAGAUCUCUACAAGCUCAACAAAGUGCGGUUGCUAUACGACAGAGACCAGGAGACGGCGCGGCUGGUAUGCCGGUCCAAGGAGGACCUUGAGGUGCCCCUGGACAUGACCCAUUCUUAUCUUCGAGCCAUGUCCCCAAUUCACCUGAAGUAUCUCGGCAACAUGGCUGUCCGCUCCUCCAUGUCGAUCUCGAUCAACGCCUUCAACGAGCUCUGGGGUUUGAUAGCGUGCCACUCGUACGGAUCGAAGGGCAUGCGUGUGUCGUUCCCGAUCAGAAAGAUGUGUCGACUCGUUGGCGAUACCGUCUCGAGGAAUAUUGAGCGUCUUUCAUACGCCUCCAGGCUGCAGGCGCGAAAGCUCAUCAAUACCGUCCCUACAGACAAGAACCCUUCGGGCUACAUCAUCGCCUCCUCGGACGACUUGUUAAAGCUCUUCGAUGCCGACUUUGGCAUGCUAUCUAUCAAAGGAGAGACCAAGAUUAUGGGCAAGGUCGAGCACUCGCAAGAGGCCCUGGCCAUGCUUGAAUAUCUCAGGCUCAGGAAGUUCACGUCGGUGUUGACGACACAGGACGUUAAGUCUGACUUCCCAGAUCUCCGCUACCCGCCAGGCUUUCACUACGUUGCUGGACUCCUCUACGUCCCCCUGAGUGUCGGCGGCCACGAUUUCAUUGUGUUUUUCCGGAAGGGCCAGGUUCGAGAGGUGAAGUGGGCCGGCAACCCUUACGAAAAGGUUGUUCAGGAGGGCACGCAGAACUACCUUGAGCCUAGAAAGAGUUUUCAAGUAUGGCACGAGACCGUGCUAGGCAAAUGUCGAGAAUGGUCUGAAGAACAGAUCGAGACGGCAGCGGUACUCUGUCUGGUGUACGGCAAAUUCAUCGAAGUUUGGAGACAAAAGGAGGCUGCCCUGCAGAACAGCCGACUGACGAGGCUCCUCUUGGCCAAUUCCGCGCAUGAAGUUCGGACACCCCUCAACGCCAUCAUCAAUUACCUUGAAAUAGCGCUCGAGGGCAGUCUGGACCAGGAAACGAGAGAUAACUUGUCUAGGUCACACUCGGCUUCCAAAUCGCUCAUCUACGUGAUUAACGAUCUCCUCGAUUUGACGAUGACUGAAGAGGGCAACGAUUUGGUCAAGGACGAGAUCUUCGACCUCCAGGCAUGUAUCAAUGAGGCCACGGAUCCCUUCAAGAAGGACGCCUCGAGGAAGGGCAUUGGCUACGAGGUGUUCGAGCAUCCUGGAUUACCGCAAUUCGUGUAUGGUGAUCAGAGGAAAGUCCGUCAGGCUAUUGCGAAUGUGACUGCCAAUGCUGUAGAGCAUACGUCAACGGGGAGUGUCAGGGUCGAAUACUAUUGUGCCUCUGUUGAGGGUCAAAAGAUUCGCGUCGAGAUCGUUGUGGAAGACACGGGUCGUGGAAUGAGCGAUGCCAAACUGGACGCUCUGUUCCGCGAUUUAGAACAAGUCUCCACCGAUGCGGAUGAGGGGAAUACUGACGAAGCCCUGGAGAGGUCUCAAGAGGAUGUGAAGACCCUAGGCCUUGGUCUUGCCGUUGUCUCCAGAAUCAUCCGAAACAUGGACGGUCAGCUGCGGCUCAAGUCAGAGGAUGGAAAGGGAUCGCGAUUCGUCAUACAGCUGCCUUUCGAGAUGCCACCCCAAGACUCACCAGCCGUCGCUAGUAACGUCGAGCAGGGGGAGCCUUCAGUGACGACACCUUCAAUUGCUUCUGUGCCCAAAACCAUGCCGGCUGUACGCGAAGGCGAGUUGAUGCUUAUCGACCGUGGUCCUGGCGCUUUGCCUAGCGCCACCAAACAGACCCUCAGUCACAGCCGUAGCUUUGACGAGAGCAUCAGCGCCAGCAGUCUCCACAGCGUGACAAGCCUGGGUAGUGGGGUCAGCAACAAGAGCGAUGCCGACAGGCUCAUCGAUGCGAUCCAAACCACUCUGAGUCUUGGAGAGCCCGAAUCCGAGGCGGUGAGAAACCAAAGACGCAACUCCAAGGGAGCUUACUACCGCUCGGCACCUAAAUUCUCCACGUCACGGUCCCUUAGUCCAUCGGACCGCUCCUUUGAGAGGCCUACUACCCUGUUGAGGUCUGUGUCGUCUCCGGGCAAAGGCAAAGAUGUACAGGUCGAGCCCUCAAGACCCGUGGGUAUGGAAUUUGUGACCGAUGUGAAAAUGCCCAUCAGGCCGGUGAAGGUCCCAGACGAUUACAAGGAUCAACCAGAAGGACCUGCACAAUCUAGCCAGACCUCUGGUGUCGUAUUUGAGGUCGGAGACAGCCCACUACCGCCUGCAUCAGAAGCUACGACAGUGGACGGCAGAGUUCAGCUGUCCGGCAAACCAGGCUCAGCCAAGCUACAAGUUCUCGUGGCCGAAGACGAUCCCGUUAAUAUGAAGAUUCUAAGGAAACGGUUAGAGAAGGCCGGGCAUACGGUCUAUCACACGGUGAACGGCGAGGACUGUGCGGCAGCAUACAAAGAGAGUGACGGGAAAUUCGAUGUUGUCUUAAUGGACAUGCAGAUGCCCAUCGUGGACGGACGUCGCAGUACCGAAAUGAUCCGAGCAAUCGAGACCGCUGGCGAGCAUCACAAGCUAUCUGCUCUUGCAUCGAAUCACGGCAGGAUACCGGUCUUCGCCGUGUCUGCCUCGCUCGUCGAACGUGAGAAGGACACAUAUAUGACUGCUGGGUUCGAUGGCUGGAUCCUUAAGCCUAUCGAUUUCAAGAGACUGGAGUAUAUUCUCUUUGGCAUUAUCGAUGACGAUGCGCGAAACGAUGCUGUCUAUGUGGCAGGCCAAUGGGAACGCGGUGGCUGGUUCAGAAAGAGGCUGGAGCUGCCCCCCACGGAGAAAGCCAAGAACGCACCGUCGCUCCGCGACGUUGAUCUAAAAGGCAACGAGAUUAAUGCUGCGCGGGAGAGCAUGAUUUAG
Molecule: messenger RNA, 4338 nt
Organism: Cryphonectria parasitica EP155
Lineage: Eukaryota; Fungi; Ascomycota; Sordariomycetes; Diaporthales; Cryphonectriaceae
Gene: PHY-1
Product: red/farred photochromic bili protein photoreceptor
Exons: 5
Coding region: 1-4338 (1445 amino acids)
Biological process (GO): detection of visible light; phosphorelay signal transduction system; regulation of DNA-templated transcription
Molecular function (GO): phosphorelay sensor kinase activity; protein binding
Source: RefSeq, a predicted model, not a curated record